AUGAGUUUAUUUUCAUCAUUUCGAAAUGAUCCAUUUUUCGCCGGUAUCGAUAUGCCAUUUGGUGAUUUUGAUCGUCAUCAUGCUCUACCAUCAUCCUCGUCUCAUCGUGCACAAGAUUUUAGGAGCUCUGACACAAGAUUAAAUCGUAAUCUCGAUUUGAUGCUACGUGACAAUGGUGAAAAUGAUUUAUUUUCAAAUCCACUUUCCGUGAUGCAAAGAAUGAUGGGCAACACGCAGAAUAUGAUGGCAAAUAUCGAAACACGGAUGUCAGAUUCACAAAUGGGAUCGAAUGGCGUAUCCUUCUCAUCAUCAACAAUGUAUUCAAUGGACAAUCGAAGUGGAAAUGGUCAGCCAAGAAUAUUCCAGGCUACAUCAGAAAAAUUACGAGGACCAGAAGGGCUGGAGCGUACUCGAAAAGCUGUUCGUGAUACUGGUCGUAAUUUAGAGAAAAUGGAAAUAUCGCAUCGAAUUGGUGAACGUGGUCAUCGUGUAUUGCGCGAACGAGAUCCCAGUACCGGUCAGUUGAUUGAAAACAAAGAAUUUGAACACAUCGAUCCAAAUAAUGAAUCAUUAUUUCAAGAUGAAUGGAAUAAAAAAACACAAAAUAUUGGAAAUUUGAAUAAUGCACUCUUCAAUGCAAGAAUAGAUUAUACUCCGAUUGGUGAUCGAAAUCGAGCAGAAUCGAUGGAUCGUGGUGGAUCACGCUUAGCGAUUCGUCAGCCAUUGUACAAUACUAAGAAAAAUACAACAAAAAAAAGCAGUAAACACAAACAUCACACAAAAAAAUAG
This is a messenger RNA of Didymodactylos carnosus, 789 nucleotides long. NCBI's taxonomy places the organism in Eukaryota, Metazoa, Rotifera, Eurotatoria, Philodinida, Philodinidae. The record is from the annotation of a GenBank genome assembly.